AUCAACCUUCUAAGCCAACUCUAUGCUCUCGUUUACGAACAUGAGAAAAUGUUAUCAUCUUCUUUUCCUUGGAAGAUCCAGAGGUCAAUCUAUCUCAACUAAUAGAUGGGCUCAAGGAAUUGGUUUCAUCAGAUCACACCAUCUCCGCCACCAUCCUCAAUCACCACCGCCACCAGCAUCACAAGAUGGACCCCUACUCUUUUCCUCUUUUAACGUCUCAAGAAACCGAUACUAUGUGGGUAGUACUACUUCUCACAAUUACUCUCGAGCAACCUUUUCUAAUCUUAACCUUAAUCAUCACCAUGCUCAACUCUCCACCCUCCACACGUUAGAGCUCGCCAACCAUAUGGCUGACAACCCACUCGAUUACAAAGUGACAGUGAAGGAUAGCGAAUUCAUUUCCGCAGCUCAUGCACCAACUCACGAAUUCUGGAUCCCGCUAUCCAACUUAGACUUACUCCUACCGCCACUUACCGCCGGAGUUUUCUUUUGCUACAAGAAAAAUGAUGACAGUAGUGCCAUGUCAACGGAAACGGUUGUGAAAACCUUAAAGAAAUCUUUGGCGAGUGUGCUUUCCACAUUUUAUCCCCUCGCCGGAGAGAUAGUGCCAAACAGGCUUGGGGAGCCGGAGGUACUCUGCAACAACAAUGGUGUUGAGUUUAUACAUGCUCACGCUGACGUGGACCUGCAAAACCUAGAUUUACACCACCCUGAUGAAACCGUCAAGGGGAAGUUGGUCCCUAAGUUAAAUCGUGGUGUGAUUUCUGUUCAGGUGACAGAGUUAAAUUGUGGAGCAAUAAUACUAUCAGUUGCUUUUGACCACCGUUUAACAGAUGCUCAAUCUUGCAAUGUGUUCUUGGCUGCAUGGGCUGACAUUGCCCAAUUCAAUAAAAUUUCAACUAUUCCAUCUUUUCGCUCUUCAAUUCUUAGCCCAAGACGCCCACCGUGUCAUGACACAACCUUUGGCGAUAUGUACAUUCCAAUAUCAUCAAUCCCUCCCCCACCAUCGUCCUAUGAGGACAUACUUUUUAGUCGUAUCUACUAUAUUAGUGUUGAAUCAAUUAACCGCCUUCAGUUGCAAGCAAGUACAAAAGAAACUAGAAGAAGCAAACUCCAGUCAUUUACAGCAUAUAUAUGGAAAUUAUUAGCUGAAGAAGGUGAUGAUGAUGUGAACAAAACAUCUAGGGUGGGUGUCAUUGUUAGCGGACGAAAUCUCCUAACUGGAAAUAGCAAGGAAGAAGCGUCUUUGUUAAAAAAUCAUUAUGGAAACAUACUCUCUAUCCCAUAUGGCAAGGAAAAAAAUCAUCAUCUCCACGAAAUGACACUUCAUGAAGUCGCAAACAAGGUUCAUGAGUUUGUAAACAAGACAGCAAACGAAGAACAUUUUAGAGGAUUAGUUGAUUGGGUAGAGUUGCAUCGUCCAGAGCCAGGAGUUGCAAGGGUAUAUUUCAAGCUACAAGAGAAUGAUGGGGACGCAAUAGUUGUUUCAUCUGGACAAGGUUUACCAAUUAAGAAUAUGCAGUUUGGAUGGGGAGAGCCAAAGUUUGGAUCGUAUCAUUUCCCUUGGGGUGGUGUAACUGGAUAUAUAACUACAAUGCCUAGUGCGAAGAAUAAUGGAGAUUGGGUUCUUUACGUGCAUCUCAAACAAGAACAUUUGGAUUUGAUCAACAGUAAGGCAUCUCACAUCUUCAAGCCCUUGACUAAUUCUUAUUUAGAUAUUCGUUAAUGCACCUGAAAUUUAAUGUUUUUGUAUAUGUUUUGUAUAUAUGUCCCCUUUCAAUUUUUCUUACUUCUUUUAUGUGUGCUUUUUUACCUGAAAUUUACGUGUAUAAAGGAUAAUCUUAAGACAAGAUGAUAAGAUUGCAAACUGUGC
This is a messenger RNA of Lactuca virosa, 1873 nucleotides long. NCBI's taxonomy places the organism in Eukaryota, Viridiplantae, Streptophyta, Magnoliopsida, Asterales, Asteraceae. The record is from the annotation of a GenBank genome assembly.